Messenger RNA from Drosophila hydei, 1199 nucleotides. RefSeq lists its product as uncharacterized. The record is from RefSeq and is a predicted model, not a curated record. Lineage: Eukaryota; Metazoa; Arthropoda; Insecta; Diptera; Drosophilidae. The transcript has 6 exons. The coding region runs from base 294 to 1121 and encodes 275 amino acids.
GUUGCAUGCUGGUGUUCAACAGCGGCGCACGCGAUGAACCGAGUUGCAGCGCAGACACAACCAUUGGCCAAGUAAACAGUUAUUUUGGCGCGCAUUUCAAUUCGUUCGUGCUAUUGUUGGUAAUUGCAGAGCGCAUUUGAAAUAUUCAUGCGACUGCGACAACAUUUGAUAUUAAUUGUGUGAAACAUUGUUAUUUUUGUUGUCAAUUUUGUUUACGUGGCUUUGUGUCUCUGUGUGUGUGUGCUUUACUUGAAACUUUGCGCGUGAGCAACACAACAUGUAAAUCCUUAUCAAUGGCAUCGAUCAGUAUCAGCAGCAGGCCCAAAUACCGGUACAAAUCCCUUGCCGGCUCGCAACUCCAUUGGCUGCACUGCCUACUGCGGCUGGGGCUGUUUGCACACGUUGUGAAGCUGGCGGUGCACGCUGAGGAGGUCAGCACAUCGACUGGCAUCUCGGAAGAAUGGGGCUCCGGCUGGCAGGGCGGCACCAAUUUUCUGGUGGAGGUCGAAGAGACGGCUGCCAUGUCCGCGAACGCCGCACGUGGCAGCAACAGCAGCAGCAACACAUCCGAGGACUACAACGCCGAGCUAGUCAACAGCCGGGACAUAGACCCCACUGGCACAGCAGCCACAGCCACCAGCAACGGCACAAAUCUCGAAACGGGCCCGAAGAUCAUCGUGCGCACCGAGGAGGUGCUGAUUGUGGGUCUCGUGCUCAUCCUCUGGGUGGGCGCCAUAAUGCUGUUCUUCAACCGCUGGGGUAAGAUACGCAUGCUGGAGCCGUAUCAGCCGAAGUUUCAGCAGCAGCAUCGCAGCUCCUGUCCACUGGUCGACAUCGAUGCCGUGCAGACGCAUCAGCGCUCGUCUGUGUCCCGCAUGUCGAUGGGCAUGGUGCACAGUCAUAAUUUGAAUAUGCCAACGUGUCAAUUUGCGGCCUAUAAUCCGAGUAUAUAUGCAAAGGGCUACGCCUCACAUGUCUCGCACGUCUCGCGGCCACGCCAGAAUUCGGUUUUCGUGGGGGCCAGCACGAGUCACUAUUUGAUGCCGAGACCCCCAAGGAAGACGCGCUCCGCCAUGGAUCUGCACUCGAUGGUGCUGGACGAGAGUGCUGAGCAGGUGUAGAUAGGCGAGAGGGAGAGCGUAUGUUAAGGCUUAUGUGUGCGUCUGAUACGGUGUAUACGUGUGUGUGCGUGUAUAUGA